GCUGCCGUGACGAGAAGAAUUCUUCAGUUUCAAUGCGUGGUAAUGAUGUCACUCAGUUAUCGCAUAAUGGUGGCGGUGACUGUGACAGUGGUGAGCGCCUCGACUGUAUUUUGUCAGUUUGUGGGUGAACCCGUGCAGCAAUUGAGUGGGGACGUCGAUGAACCCGUGGAGCAGGUAGGCGUGGAUGUGGGCGUGAUGGUGGGUCAGGUAGUGGAGCACCAUCUCACCGGCUGUCACCUGGUGCUCAUCACCACUACACAACACUCACGUGUUUUCUCCAGUAUUAACAGAUACUUGAGUGUGGGUGUGGAGGCUGGCGUGGUAGUGGAGGCAGGGUGGGUGUUGUCUCAGGACCAGCUGGCCCAGGACCACCUCCUCCAGAGGCUGUGGGGAGACACCAGAACCACCUGCCGGGCAUUGAUCAUCGACCUCACCAAUAAUGACAAAACUGAGUCUGCGCUCAGAUUAGCAGAAACAUCAGGGUUGUGGAAGUUGUCUGAGACGCGGGUGGUGGUGGUGGGUGGGACGGCAGGAGUGAAGGACGUCCUCCUCCACCAUAGUCUCCGUAACACCGUCCACGCCCUCUACCUGGCCUUCCACGACCUCACCCUCAGCACCCUACCACGUCACGGUAACUCACGCCUAAAGAAGGUCCUCCCUAAGGAAGGAGUAGUGAAUGAGCGUGUGUCGGUGUACCGGCGAUGUCUAUACUGCAACAACGGGGAUAUGGACGUCCAGUUUAUCAAAGAGAAGAACCUGACAUCUCUCAUUAUGAAAGAUAUUGGUCUAUUCCACGAUCAGUUUCAAAACCUAAUGGGUCACACGUUCCAGGUAACAACAGCACCAUACUUUCCUUACAUGGACUACCAGCGGGACAGCCAGGAGCCAGGAAGCAACGUCACACCCAAAGAAUCAGUCGACGCCAGCUUGAUUAACUCUUUGGCUGCAAUACUGAACUUUACUUACGAGAUUCGUGAGGAGCCCAACAAAAAUUGGGGCGUGGAGAAUGACGGCAUCUUCGACGGGAUGAUGGGUCAGCUUCAGCGAGAAGAAAAGGACUUCUGCACUGUGGCAGGACCCUCACCAGGACGGCUCAAGGCGAUAGAGUACGCCAAAGGGUAUCCGUCGGACAUGGUGACAAUAAUAUCACUACGGCCCUCAAUACUGCCACAAUACCUCUCACUGAUAAGACCUUUUGCAGGAGAACUGUGGAUGGCGCUGCUGGUCAGUGUGGUGGCUUGGAGUAUAGUUAUAUGGGUGCUCCAAAGUUCGUGGCAGUGGAUGGCGGGUGGUCCCAGCGUUAAGUACAACACUGCUCUCCUGUACGGCUGGGGCGCUCUCCUGGAGCAGCCGCCCCACGACCCAUCCGUCAGUACAUCAGGCCAGGUAUUGGUGGGUUUCUGGCUGGUGUUCUGCCUCAUCAUCGUUACAGGGUUUCGUUCGUCUUUGAUAGCUCACCUAACGAUCCAGGGAAAGUCUCUGCCCAUAGACACCUUCGAGGACCUGGCUCAACAGAGUGGUUGGGAAUGGGGGACUGAGGCUUGGCUCCUGAAGGGCGUUCCGCUUGAGUACUUCUCCACACACACCGAUCCAGUAGUGAAGAAAAUCUACCGAAAAACGGAGGUGCUGGAUGCCAAAGAUGCACUGCCGAAAGUGAUGGCGGGGAGCUAUUCAUUCAUCAGCUUCAGGAACUACAUCAGUGUUGUGGUCGCUUCUCAGUAUUCUGACGAACGCGGUCAGAUUCCAUUCCACAUUAGCCAAAAGGGAAUAUACAUCCUGGCUGCCUUUGGUUGGGGGUUUAGGAAGGGAGCGCCGUUCUUCCCGCGGUUUAGUCAGCUGAUGAUUCGGCUGGAAGAUGCAGGGAUCAUCACCUACUGGACCAAGGAUGUGAUAGCCAGGCGGGUCAGGGAGAACAGAGAGACUGCAGGAAAGAGCAUCCAACCCAAGGACGAAGCCAGUGAAAUAGUGUUGAGGCUUAGCCACCUGCAGGGCGCCUUUUAUCUACUGUUUCUGGGCUCAAGCGUUGCUUUCCUCACCCUACUAGUAGAGAACUUCACCCAUUCCGUCUACUCGUCUCAGUAAAUGAACUGUAACGUUACCUCAUAAUACGGAUAAUGUAUUGGUAUGAUAUCGGCCACUGUUUUCAGUCGUUGUGUUGGCUGACAAGACCUUGGCACAAGGCUGGCUACUUCCUUCCACAAAUUUGUUAUGGAAUUCAGACGAUCCAGGAUAUAUGCAUUGCAGUACAGUCUUUCCAUCCUCGGCCAUGACAAUAAUUUUUUUCCCUUCUUUUGUUUUUCUCCCCCCUACAGUUCUGUUAUAUUAAAGAAACGAAUUUAUAAAUAUUUUGGAAGCACAAACUGAUCUAUUUUUCUCCAACACCCUGGAUGCGCUCCUCUGGUCUAUUAAAAUUUUUUUUAAAAUUA
Messenger RNA from Homarus americanus (American lobster), 2426 nucleotides. RefSeq names its product glutamate receptor ionotropic, kainate 4-like. The transcript is spliced from 13 exons. Gene Ontology annotation, cellular component: membrane. The record is from RefSeq and is a predicted model, not a curated record. The coding region runs from base 43 to 2082 and encodes 679 amino acids. NCBI's taxonomy places the organism in Eukaryota, Metazoa, Arthropoda, Malacostraca, Decapoda, Nephropidae. Gene Ontology annotation, molecular function: glutamate-gated receptor activity.